Anoplophora glabripennis (Asian longhorned beetle) is the source of this 3013-nucleotide messenger RNA. RefSeq lists its product as uncharacterized. The transcript is spliced from 2 exons. NCBI's taxonomy places the organism in Eukaryota, Metazoa, Arthropoda, Insecta, Coleoptera, Cerambycidae. Bases 862 to 2451 code for a protein of 529 amino acids. Gene Ontology annotation, biological process: DNA integration. Gene Ontology annotation, molecular function: nucleic acid binding. The record is from RefSeq and is a predicted model, not a curated record.
UCGAACAAUCGAAAUGUAAUAAAUGAUAAAGAUAAUACGAUAAUCGAGUAUUACAUAAAUGAAAACGAUCAGUCACAAAUAUUAGGACUUUCAUGGAAUGCAAAAUCAGAUAUUUUACACUACACGGUAGAACAAGGUCAAUUUAACGGCAAGGUUACUAAACGUUCAAUACUUUCCGCAAUUUCCAAAAUUUUUGACCCUCUGGGAUUAGUCGGACCAAUUUCAAUAAUAGCAAAAAUUUUACUUCAGGAACUAUGGAAAAUUCAAAUCGAUUGGGACGAAUCAGUUCCACAAGACAUUUAUACAGUAUGGACAAAUUUUUCUGAAAAAUUGACAAGUAUCAAUGAUAUACAAAUCCCAAGACAAGUUACAAUUUCUAGUUACAUAGAUAUACAAUUGCAUGGCUUUUGUGAUGCGAGUGAAAGCGCAUAUGGAUGUUGUUUGUUCAUUCGAACCACAAAUGCUCGCGGAAAACAUUUCGCAAAUCUCUUAUGCGCCAAAUCAAGGGUCGCGCCAUUAAAAACGAUUACUGUACCCAGACUGGAAUUAUGUAGCGCAGUUUUACUCGCACGCUUAGUAAGAAAGGCGAUUAGUUCAUUAACCAUUCAAUUUUCCAAAUAUUAUUUAUGGUCAGAUUCUACUAUAACAUUAUCUUGGAUUAAUUCGGAACCUCAUACUUUAAAAACAUUUGUUGCAAACAGGGUGACACAAAUUCACGAGUUGACACAUCCUUCACAAUGGAAUCAUGUGAACUCAACCGACAACCCUGCGGACAUAAUAAGCAGGGGAGUUAAUCCUGAAAAUUUGAAGGCGUGUGAUCUGUGGUGGGCAGGUCCGGCUUGGCUCACUAGUGAUGAAACCAUGUGGCCGAAACCUUUCAAAAUUACGUAUUCUGAAAUACCAGAAAUUCGUUCAAUAAAACCUAUAUCAUUUCCUGUUAUUAUAAAUGAUUUAAACCUAUUUAGUCGAUACUCAUCCUUUACUAAAUUACAUCGUGUAGUCACAUACUGCAUACGUUUUAUGAAAAACUGCAAGGCUAAGAACGGUAGCAAACAAAUUGGCUAUUUAUCAACUACAGAGUUGAAUGAAUCUUUAUUCGUUUUAACAAGAUUAGUACAAUCAGAGGCAUUUAGAGAUGAGAUACACUGUUUGACAAAUUCUAAACCUAUUUCGAAAAAGAGUAAAUUAUAUACUUUAAGCCCCUUUUUAGAUGAUAAGAAUAUAAUUCGUCUUGGAGGUCGUAUACAUAAUUCACACUUCAACUUUGACAAAAAAUUUCCAAUCUUAUUACCCGCAAAACAUGAUUUGACUUAUUUGAUCAUUAAGCAUACGCAUAAAAACUUGCUACAUGCGGGUCCCCAAACCGUCUUGGCGCAUUUAAGGAAUAAAUUUUGGGUCCUUAAUGGUAAGAACUCUGUUAAAAAAAUAUUGCGACAAUGUAUAACCUGUUUCAAGGUAAACCCCACCGAAGUGACCCAACCAAUGGGUAAUCUCCCAGAAUAUAGAUUGAAACCAACACGACCUUUCCUUAUUAGUGGUGUUGAUUUCGCAGGUCCGUUUCUUAUCAAGGACGGUAAAUUAAGAAAUAGGAAAUUCAUUAAGGCGUAUUUAUGCUUAUUUGUUUGCUUCGCAACAAAGGCAGUACAUCUUGAGAUCGCAGGCGACUUGACAACGGAUUGUUUUCUAAAUGUUCUCAAACGUUUUGUGUCGCGUCGAGGUUUGUGCCAACACAUGCAUUCAGACAACGGCUUGAAUUUUGUUGGGGCAGACAAUGAGCUAAAAAGAAUUUUUAAAUCUAUUUUUAACUUUAAUAAUGACAACCCGAUUAUGACAUAUUUAAACAAAAACUCGAUUACGUGGCAUUUUAUUCCUCCACGCUCUCCCCACUUUGGUGGAUUGUGGGAAGCUAACAUAAAGGGAGCUAAACACCACAUGAAGCGAAUUUUAGGGAAUUCAUUCUUAACGUACGAGGAGUUAUAUACCGUGGUGGUCCAAAUCGAGGCAGUCCUCAAUUCUCGACCUCUCACCCCACUAUCCUCUGAUCCCGCCGAUCUCAUAGCCCUUACACCUAGUCAUUUCCUCAUAGGAGAUGUUCUAACGACCAUCCCACAGGAAAAUGUAGUUGACACGCCAGUUAACAGAUUAUCGUUAUACAAAAAACUUCAGCAAAUGUUGCAACAUUUUUGGCGAAGGUGGUCAACGGAAUACAUCUCCAACCUGCAAAAUCGAACCCGAUGGAACUCACAGUCACCGCAGGAAAUUCAACCCAACACCAUGGUCCUGCUCAAGGAGGACAACCUACCCCCACUCCAGUGGAAGCUUGGCAGAGUGAGUGAGGUGUAUCGUGGAAAGGACAACAUAGUGCGAGUGGUGAGCGUGAAAACAAGUUCAGGUAUAGUUAAGCGUGCAGUGAGAAAACUUUGCAUACUACCCAUUGACAAUCUUGUUUAAGAUAUAUUUCUACUUCUUUGAAAGCUAUAGGUAGCUUGUCAAGGCCGGGAGCAUGUAGAGUCUUAUAUUUGUAUGUAGGGUUGCCUAUCUGUGGCAUUCAAGCCAGCGCCCUCGUACUAGUUCUAGGAGAAUAGUUUUUUUUGUUUUAGUGUGUGGUAAGGACUCAGUAUAGUCAGUUGAUAUUGUAACGUACACUCUCUACAGUCCACAACAAAUCAAGUGAAAGUAUGUAGUGACAAAACUCUACAUAACAUAAGUGGUCCAUUCGACACGGAUUCAACCAGUGAAACCUACGGAUACCUAAACGUAAAACACGAAAAAUCAUAAGACAUUAAUAAUCAUAAUCACGCAGUGCAAGUGCGCAUUCCAAUCAAGCCACAACGUGGUAAGCAAAAACGAAAUUACAACAAUCGGCACCUGCACGGCCGGCGCACGCUACUACACGAGCCGACGAGAGUUGCGGCACCAACCAAUCAGAAGCGUUUCAACGGAAUCAACAAAUCCUGUCUACGUGAUCUACAGAUGGCCAAGUCAAUCCAGAGAUGUUCUAACGACCAUCCCA